This is a messenger RNA of Bufo gargarizans (Asiatic toad), 6661 nucleotides long. RefSeq names its product SET domain containing 1A, histone lysine methyltransferase (gene SETD1A). The record is from RefSeq and is a predicted model, not a curated record. Bases 132 to 5243 code for a protein of 1703 amino acids. NCBI's taxonomy places the organism in Eukaryota, Metazoa, Chordata, Amphibia, Anura, Bufonidae. Gene Ontology annotation, cellular component: Set1C/COMPASS complex. The transcript has 19 exons. Gene Ontology annotation, molecular function: histone H3K4 methyltransferase activity; RNA binding; protein binding.
AGGAAGAAGGGGCCGUGCUGUGGCGAAAGUGCGGGGAUCAGGCGGCGUUACUGAGAGACACAGAGGAUCCGGGGGAAGAGACAGCGAGAGACAGCCGGGAGCGGAGAGACAACCAGGUCAGAUGUCCCCAGAUGGAGCCCGAGGGCGAGAGUCACAGAGCGGCCGGCUUCCAGUGGAGGAGUUACAAACUGCUGCUCGACCCCGCUCUCCGCAAAGCCACGCAGAAGGUUUACCGCUACGACGGCGUGCACUUCAACAUCACUGACGGGCCGUAUCUUCCAAUCGGAGACGUGCGGGAUCCUCGGCAGCAGCGCCUGUGGAGUAAACCCCGAGAUGUGUCCCUCCCUGUCCCCAAAUUUAAGUUUGAUGAGUUCUACGUCGGGCAGCUCCCUCAGAAGGAGGUCACCUUCGCCCACCUGAAUGACAACGUGCGGGAGCUCUUCCUGAAAGAAAUGUGCCGCAAGUUUGGGGAUGUGGAAGAAGUGGAGAUUCUGCUGCACCCAAAAACCCGCAAGCACCUCGGCCUGGCGAAGGUCCUGUUCUCCAGCUCCCGAGCCGCGAGGGAGACGGUCACCCACCUUCACAACACAUCGGUCAUGGGCAACAUCAUCCACGCGGAGCUGGACCUCCGAGGUCAGCAGCGGCAGAAGUACUUCGACCUGAUAGUGAGCGGAUCAUACAACCCCCAGACUGUGCCCACCACAGGCAUGUGGGGUCAGGAGCGCCCCCCGGAGCCGGUUGACUGUCGCCGCCGCCUGUCCACAGACGCCUCCUACGUUCCCGGGAAUGGAACCCCAACUUCUCAAGACCCCGGCUCUACCUACAGCCAGUACACCCCUUCCGUAUCCUCCUCGCAGGGCACCCCAUACACUCCGAGGGCCGGGACGCCCUUCUCUCAGGACUCUGCCUAUUCUAGCAGGCAGGGGACCCCCAGCCAUUCCAGUUCCCAGGAUUCCUCAGGAUAUAAGUCGCGGCGCCAUGAGAACAGUUCUGGCGAUUCUUACUCUCGCCGGUCUGGACACCACUACUCUCCAGCGACGUCCUCAUCCUCCUCUUCCUCCCAGCAUGACAGCAGCCACAGACGCUACCACCGCCUUCAACACCGCUCCUCCCCACAGUACAGAUCUCGCCACCGCAAGCCGCCACCGCCCCCAGAGGAACCGCCCUUGCACCGCUUUCCUGGGACUCCACCGCUGCCUACCCCGCCCCCACUUCCGCCGGACGACCCUCAGCCCGACCGAGACUACAGGAUAGCCCACCCUCCUCUUCCUCCGUCUCCGCCCUCCUCUUCUCUUCCGCAUCCUCCCCCUCCGCCAUCUGAAGGCUGGGAACCUCCUCCACCGCCACCCCCUCUUCCUUCCUCCUCCCCGCCCCCGUCCCCUGCCCGCUCAUGUUCUCCGCUACCAGACGGGAUAUCGGAGAGCCUGCCCAUCACUCAGCACAGCAGCAGCCUGGACUCCCGCAUCGAGGCUCUCCUGAAGGAGCAGCGCUCCAAGUUCUCCUUCCUCCCCUCCGACACAGAGGAAGAAGAUGAAGGAACUACAGAGGGUGCCGGACAGGACACCGCAGUGCAGGAGGAGGUCCCCCCGCCUGUGCAUGGUGCCUACACCCCUCCCCCACCCGCCAGCUUUGAGGAUGUCUCCGCGGAGGCCAUUCUGAGGUUUGGUGAUCUCAGUCGGACGGCAAAUGGGCAAGAACGGCUGUCUUCUGGAGAUGACAUGGAAAUCUCAGAUGAAGAAAUUGCCAUUGAGAUGCCUGGAGCUCCUGGCCCACCGUACCCUCUUGUGCCGCACCUCGCUGGUCCUGGGGGCACCUACCCCUCUCAGACUAUCCCAACAUCUCUCCAGUCCAUGCCCCCGCACCCGCAUCAUCAAACUCCUAAUGCCUACCCACUCAUUGCCUCUAUAGCUGCCAGAGGUCGACUUGGAGAACUUGGGGUGCGCCCAACCACCCCUCCGCCACUUGACCCUUCGUCCUCCUCAGCAGUAUCUGCCCCCCAUAUCUAUGACUUUGUAAACUCCAUGGAGCUGGUGAGCAGGCUGGGUAACCAGUGGGGGGGUACGUCCAUGUCCUUCCAGAUGCAGACACAGAUGCUCAGUCGCCUGCAGCAGAGCAGACAAGACAAGGGGCAGCAGUUUGACGACCCGUACCCCCCACCCUUGCUCCCUCAUCUGUUUACGCACAGACAUCGACAGCAGCACCCACUCCCGCUCAUGUCUGAGACGGUGUUUGGUGGGGCUUAUCCUCAUUUCCCGUCCCAAGAACCUCAACUCUUGUUACCACUGAGGGAACUUGCCACCAGGACGAACAGGACGCUGGGUCAGGACCCUCGGCCGAUGGGCUGGGUACAAGUGGUGGACCCACACGCCGCCACCAUCAUGAGUGUGCUGUCUGCACUUAUCCAGGAGAUGAAGAGCACGAUGCAGAGAGACCUGAACCGCAAGAUGGUGGAGAACGUGGCCUUCCGAGCCUUUGAUGAGUGGUGGGAACGCAAGGAAGAGAAGGCGAAGCCAUUUCAGAAUGUGCCCAAACCAGUCCCCCGGGAAGAAGACAAGGAGAAGACCCGUCCGAAGGAGCCUGGGCUUCUGUCCUUGGUGGACUGGGCCAAGAGUGGUGGGGCUGAAGGCUUUGGCUUUGGUUCUGGUCUUCGGGAGGCGCUGCGGCUUCCUUCCUUCAAAGUAAAGAGGAAGCGCACCUCUGAGAGUGACGAUGGCGACCAGAAACGACCCCGACCCUCCACACCAGCAGAGGAGGGGGAAGAUGAGCGAGAAAAGGAGACAGCGGCAGAACCGCGAGCAGGAGCGAAGGCUCCACAACGUGAAGCGGAGAGACCGAAGCACAAACGCAGGAACCCCUUACCCCUUGACAGCGAGGGAGAGGAGGCUUCUGAAGAGUCUGCGUCUGAUAAGGAUGAAGAUGAUGAUGAUGACGAUGAUGAGAUCAGCACUAAGGAUGAAGACUCAGAAGAUGAGACGCCACUCGCCAAACUUUCCAACAAGAUCGUGUCCGACGACAGUGACAGCUCCAGUGAGUCGGACAGCAGCAGCAGCUCAUCCUCGUCUUCCUCUUCUUCUUCCUCGUCUUCCUCCUCGUCACCUGCGUCCUCCGAUGAUGAGGAAGAUGAGGAGGACGCUCCUGUAUUGCCAACAGUUACUGAACCUCUGAGACCACCCAGUCCCCCGCCGCUCACCUCAGAAGUGGAGCCCCUAAAAGAGGAAACGCUGAAUAAGUCUUUAGCUGUGGAAGUGAAAGAAGACCCCUGUAUAGAAGCCCCAUCUUUGCAGCUCCCUACUCCUCCUCCUCCUGUGACACCACCCAAACCUUGCACUCCUUCAUCUCCUCCUCUUCCACUUCUUCCUCCUCCCAAGAAAAGGCGCAAAACAGUCUCCUUCCUCCUCGCUCCAGAAGAAGAGCCUGAACCUGUUGAGAGCAAACCCCCAAAUCAUCUGGUUCCAGAGCAAAUAAUCCCCGAAAUCCCACAAGUCAUUCAGGAGGAGCCAAAGGAGGAGCCCCCUCCCGCUCCUCCAGCAGAGGAACCAUCUCUACCUUCUUCCAAGGCUCCUGCUCUCGUCACGCAGCCAACACAAACUCUCCCAAUACCAGAGGUUAUCAAACCCGCACCUCCUGCAAAAGAACCUUCUCCUCAGAAGAAGCCCCCAGAGCAGAUGACUGUAUUAAACCUGCCGUGGGACCAUGCUUGCCUGGUAAAGCCGUAUCCACCCCACGCAGGACACCAGGAAGCCCUGCAGGAAGAUGGAGAUGAGAACCUAGAGGAUGAUUAUAACCAUGUGGAGGAGAUGAAAUUGCUGCCCAUUCCAGAACCACAGCCAGCACCAGAACCAGCACCUCUGCCACCUGUCCAUGAACCGUGUGAGCCGGAGAGGACUGAUUACAUAGAGGAGAUCCUCUUUGCUCCCGUCCGGCAGAUCUUGCUGGAGCACAGCUACUCCUCUAUUCCUGCGGCACUGAAGCAGCCGCCCAAGAGGCAGCGAGGAGUAUCUCUAGACUUGGAGAAACCCAGCGAGCUCCUCCACAUAGACCUUGGUCAGCCUGUGCUGGAGGCCCCCGAGGAAGUUGUAUGUGUGGGCGGCGGGCUGCUCUCCGGGCUGGAGGGUGAUACAGGCAUCUUGGAUGUUGGGGACUUGCAGUUGACAUCUUUAAGGAAAGCCGAGGAAAAAUCAGCUCGUGAGGACUCUAAAAGUAAGAAACGGAGACCGCAAGAAGAGAAGGAGGUGACGGAGCCUGGAGAGAUCACAUCGGAAGAGGAUGAGGACGAGGAGGAUGACGAAGACUCAUGGGUGUGCACGCGAGAGCUGAGGUCUCACAGGAACCGGCGCUCUGCCCUGCUGUUGACGCCUCCUAAGUAUGAGAUCCGCAGCGAGUUUGAGCAGAUGACAAUUCUCUAUGACAUAUGGAACAUGGGACUGGACACCGAGGACAUGGUCUUACUGAGGGACACAUACGAACGGCUGCUUCAGGAGGACCACAGCACGGACUGGCUGAACGACACCCACUGGGUUCCUCAUACUAUCACCAAUAUCGCUGACCCCAAACGACGGAAGAAUCGGCAGGACGGCCUGCGCGAGCACCAGACCGGCUGCGCCAGGAGCGAGGGUUACUACGCCAUCAGCAAGAAGGACAAGGACAAAUAUCUGGACGUCAUCCCAGUGUCUGUACGAGAGCUGGACAGCGACACACAGGGAACGAACAGGGUGUUGUCAGAGCGGCGUUCCGAGCAGCGGCGUCUUCUCAACGCCAUCGGCUCCUUCUCCUUGCUGGACAGUGACUUGCUAAAGCUCAACCAACUCAAGUUCCGGAAAAAGAAGCUACGAUUUGGGCGCAGCCGCAUUCACGAGUGGGGACUAUUCGCCAUGGAGCCCAUCGCCGCAGAUGAAAUGGUGAUCGAGUACGUGGGACAGAACAUACGACAGGUGGUGGCCGACCACAGAGAGAAGAGGUACGCGCAGCAGGGGAUCGGCAGCAGCUAUCUGUUCCGCGUGGACCAGGACACCAUCAUAGACGCCACCAAAUGCGGAAACCUGGCGCGUUUUAUAAACCACUGCUGUACGCCUAAUUGUUACGCCAAAGUCAUCACGAUCGAGUCUCAAAAGAAAAUCGUCAUUUACUCCAAACAGCCGAUCGGUGUGAACGAGGAGAUAACGUACGAUUACAAGUUCCCCAUCGAAGAGAACAAGAUUCCUUGCCUGUGCGGGACGGAGAACUGCCGGGGCACCUUGAACUGAGCGUCCGGGGCCGACCGGCGCUGGACCCCAUCUUUAAAAUCAAAAUAAGCCAAAGGCUUGUGUCCGGCGGCCAUGUACAGACGAGCGGGUGAGCUGAACGUGGGGCAUUUACUGGUACAGUGGCGGCCAUUUUUUUUUCCUUGAAGAAGAAGCGAGCAGCCUGACCUGUCUGUGGCACUUUAACACGGCGCCGGAGGACAAGCGCGUUUUUGCUGAGCUCCUCCCGCUUCCUUCAUGCGGUCCCCGGGGCGUUCCCCUCUAUGUAUAUGUUCAUUUUUGUUAUUUUUUAGCCUAUUUUUCUAUACAUUUUAGUUUUCUGUUCUUUUCUUCCUUUCUGGGAGUAUGUUAUUUAUGGCGGGCAGCGGCCGAGCGAUCAGGACCCCCCCACUGCCGACCUCCACUGAAGGCGGUCCGGAGUUUGAGAGCUAAGAGUCCAAGACCGUCUGGACAGGUCCACGGAACGCACAAGUCUCCCCCUCCCCCCACAUGUGGAUCCUUCCUCUGACGUGGCCCCUGUAUAUACACUACGCACUGUUCCCUUGUAUAUAGACCUAAGAGCUGACUCUCCAAGGACUGGCGGCUGUGAUCGCGCCUCUACACGCCCCUCACUGGAGAGUGAUGCCGAGUAUCGGCUCCUGCAGCUUCUCGCUUGAUGUUCCUUCACCUCCAUGUCUCAUACUCGCCAUCACUGUCGGAUCGGCGGCUCCAUCGUCGCAUUUUAGAAGUUGUUUUUUUGAAUUUUUUUAUUUUUUUAAAUAUAACUUAUUCAAAUUCUAUUUUAAAGCUGAAGCCUUUUACAGGGGGCUUCAAGAGUCUCCCAGGGGCCACACUUCCGCUAAAGAAGUAGUAAAGGGACUGAAAUACUGAUCACCUACCCUCACCCAGCACCCCCACCGUCAGCUGUUUAAAGGGGCCACGAUGCGUAGACAAGUGCCGAGGCAAACACGGCGCCAUACAUUGCGUAGUGGCUGUGCUUGGUAUUGCAGCUCAGUCACAUGAAGGCCGUGUGACCCGUGACGUCGCAGCACCGCAGCCCCUUCCAACAGCCGAUCAGCAGGGAAUCGGACCCACACAGAUCCGGAAUUGAGGGGAUAGGUCGUCAGUGAUCAGUCCUGGCCUUCCUGAAAAGGGUUCAGCUUCCAUUUUGAUAUUUUAGUGGAGGCCAGGUCUCCUGAGUCCGGCCGUUAAUGUGUUUACAUGCGUGUUGGGGGGCGUCACCCUGCAGACACGUCCCUUUUUUUUUUUUUUGUGCCGUUGCCUUCGUAACUUGGUGGAGUAGGCGCCACUGUGGGGGUGGGGAGGCCGAUGAGAUCCGUGGAGGGGUCUGUGAGGGCGGGGGAGGGUCAGGCUUGAGAACGUUGUAUAUUCUGUAUAUUAACUGCUUUGUUUCUUGUAGAAACACGAGUUUAUUACGUAUA